AUGACAGUUCCACCUAUCAGUCAGUAUCCUCACUCUGUUACAUUCACUACACUACCUGAUAUGCCAGACAAUUUCUAUAGUAUAGCAGUACCUGCUGAUUCUUAUUACAAUGGUACUGUAAUCAUUAAUGGCAGUCUUACCACAUUAAACUGGACACCAAUCAGAGAUACUAAUGGAGUUAUCACUGGAUAUGGAUACAAUACUACAGCUGAUGGAUCUUCUACUAUCAAUCACAGUCAUCCUAAUGGCAGGAUAUAUGUCAGUGCUUAUGGAUUUUCACUUGGUGGUGGAUAUGGAUACAUUGCUGGAAUUCUAUUGCAACCAAUAAAUUGUGUACCAAUCUUCAUUUUUAAUUCGACUGUUUAUUAUGCUACAGAAGGUGACAACGAAGCAAUGAUAUUCAUUCAAAAGCAAAAGAUAAAUUCAUCCAUCAAUGUUAUACAAGUUUCAUCAAAAGAUUUUAAUGAGACAGUGACUUUUGCUGCUGAGGAGACACUCAAAGCAGUAUCCAUACCGAUACCUGAUGAUCACUAUACCGGUAGCACUGAGUACAUAAACUUGACUCUUAAUUCAGAAACAGACGAGGAAACUUGUGCAGAAACAACAAUUGUCAUUAAGGAUAAUGAUGAUUUGACUAUUGGAUUUACUGGUGGAGUGAUAAGUGAGGGGAUGGAACAGAUAAGCAUUGGCAUUCGUAUUUACAGUGGCAUCUUCAAACCUGGGUAUAUUGCUAGUAUUAAUAUGCAAAUAAAGAAUUCACAAGAUCAUUCAUCAUCAAUAAACAGUACUUUGGAGUUUCAGAGUAGCAUUGAUAGUUACACCAUUAUAUUUAAUGCUACACGGCUUGCAACUGAGCUCAACUUGAUAAAUCCGACUAAUAUUACUGCUCACUUGCUUCCUUUUGAUGAUGAUGAUCUCCUUGUCUCCAUCUCUCCUGCUACAUUAAACAUUACAAUGUCUAGUGAAUCUCCAAUACCUUCUUUAGCUAGCAAUACUGGUACGUAUUCUCAGUCCAGUAUGUAUUCUCAGUCCAGUACGUAUUCUCAGUCCAGUACGUAUUCUCAGUCCGGUACAUAUUCUCAGUCCGGUACGUAUUCUCAGUAUUCUGAUGCAGCCACUAAUUACUGUACUCCAUCAGUAUCUAUUGCAACCACCACAAGUACAUUACUUUUAACUGUUCAACAGCCAGCAAGUACAGUAUAUGUGACUGUUCAACCCACAAGAAGCAUUACUGGUAAUACAGUGUAUGUGACAGUUCAACCGACUGAUGCAGUAUCGACACAAGCUAGCAGUGACAGUAUCAAUAGUUCUAUCAUUGGUGGACUCCUCGUUGUUAUUGUAAUUGUUAUUACUAUUAUCAGCAUCAUUGCUGCAAUUAUUAUGUACAGGUGUGGUAAGAAAACUGGUCAAAUGGAGAGCAUUCAAAUCACUUCUACUACGACAGAAAUGAAGAGGGUUCCAUACGGCGUUACUAAUCCAGCUGCUAUUGAUUCACGAACUUCAGAGAGUCCUCAAGAAAUGUAUACUGAAAUGGCAUCAGUUGAUCCUCCUCCUCCUUCAAUGAAGUCCAACACUAUUUCGUACUCGCACUUAAAUCAAUAUCGUAAUUUUGCCACUAGCAAUCCUCACCCCAGGUCAUACACUAUGAUAAAUACAGCUACAAUGGACAGACCAACCGCAUAUGCUGAUGUUACUAGUCCUCUUCCCCCUCCUCCACAAAUAGUAGGAGAUGUACCUGAUCCUUUGAAUGAAGAAGAGGAAAUAUAUGAAGACAUGACAGCAACUGCACUAUAAACAUUUAUUUUAUUACUGCUAUCAGACAUUUAGUUUUGCUUUCAAAAAUAUUUAAAAUUUGACACUUUUCUCUAGCUAUGACAUUCUUAUUUAUAGGUCAAUCUCUCAAUGCCAGUACUUUAUUGCUUGAAUACAUUGUCAAAAUAGUUAUGAUGCUUCAUUUAA
Messenger RNA from Amphimedon queenslandica, 1959 nucleotides. RefSeq lists its product as uncharacterized. The coding region runs from base 1 to 1794 and encodes 597 amino acids. The record is from RefSeq and is a predicted model, not a curated record. NCBI's taxonomy places the organism in Eukaryota, Metazoa, Porifera, Demospongiae, Haplosclerida, Niphatidae. The transcript is spliced from 4 exons.